Messenger RNA from Lasiodiplodia theobromae, 924 nucleotides. RefSeq lists its product as uncharacterized. The transcript has a single exon. The coding region runs from base 1 to 924 and encodes 307 amino acids. NCBI's taxonomy places the organism in Eukaryota, Fungi, Ascomycota, Dothideomycetes, Botryosphaeriales, Botryosphaeriaceae. The record is from RefSeq and is a predicted model, not a curated record.
AUGAAGGACGAAGACAGAGCCGCUAUCAUAGUCACCCUCGUCGUGGUGGUCCCCGCAUGCCUUUUCUUCUGCUGUCUAUGCUUCGGCCUCCGCCAUCUGGCUCGCAGCAUGCACGAAGAAGACCAAAGCCCUGACCAGGACGAUCCGCAAGACCGGCAUAGUAGACCGAGGGAUGAGGAGGAGCUGAUUGGCUUGGAGGAUCUUUCGGGUGCUGCUGGGAGAGGGGAUCGGAACCGAGAUCAUGGGCAACAGCAGCAGCAGCAGCAGGGCGAGUAUUGGGAAGAGGAACGAAAAGCCGGUGGUCACCAGAAGCCGAUUCUUCUAUCACCGGAGGAGUCAGCAGUGCCGCCGCUGCCAGCGCCUAGGCCGGUGCGGCCGUGGGAGCGUCGACUGCGGGUGAUGGGUGGCGUGGCGUAUGAUCCUUCUUCUCCUCUGCCCCGGCUGCCUUCGCUUUCUCCUGCGCCUUCUUUGGCGACGAUGAUGUCUUUGUCGUCGUCUUUGUAUUCGUCAUCGUCGUCCUCGUCCUCACCCACCAUCUUCUCCUCCUACCUACCCCAAUCUCUCUCGGCGUGGACGUCUAAAGUUCCCGGUCUGAUCCCUAUACUCACUACUGCGGCGUCCGGCGGUCGUAGACGCGGUGUGCAGGAAAGGAAGACACCAAAGGUGGUGCGUUUUGCGGAUGAAGUGCCGCCCGACAUUAUCGUCAUACCCGCUACGCCAGAAUUGAAGCCACCGCCUUGCCCGUCAUGCAACGAGGAUGAUGGUGCUGGCGCUGGAGGAGGAUCUGUUGCUUCUUCUUCGACGGAUGAUGAGGACCAAGCAGUUAGUGCUGGUGAUAGUUUACCUUUGUCUGAGACAAGGUGCAGAUUGCCGAAUACUGAGUGGCAAUGCGGUCAGAUUGGCACUGCUGUCAGCGUGGCAUAG